GCGCCCAGCCCCGGAAGCCCCCGCGGCGGCGGCGGCGGCGGCGCGAUGGCGGCGGCGGCGACGGCGCUGUUGGAGUCAUGGCCCGAGCUGGAGCAGGCGGAGCGGCAGCGGCGGCGGGAGCUGCUGCUGACGGGGCCCGCGCUGGAGGAGCGCGUGCGGGCGGCGGGCGGGCGGCUGCCGCCGCGGCUCUUCACGCUGUCGCUGCUGCACUACCUGGAGGUGAGCGGCUGCGGGAGCUUGCGCGAGCCGGGCCCGGGCCUGGCGCAGGGCCUCCCGCAGCUGCAGAGCCUCGUGCUGCGGCGCAACGCGCUGGGGCCCGGCCUGAGCCCCCAGCUCGGCCCGCUGCCCGCGCUGCGCGUGCUCGACCUGUCGGGCAACGCGCUGGAGGCGCUGCCGCCGGGCCAGGGCCUGGGCCCCGCCGAGCCGCCGGGCCUGCCGCAGCUGCAGAGCCUCAACCUCAGCGGCAACCGGCUGCGCGAGCUGCCCGCCGACCUGGCGCGCUGCGCCCCGCGCCUGCAGACGCUCAACCUCACCGGCAACCGCCUGGACGCUUUCCCCGCCGAGCUCUUCCGGCCCGGCGCGCUGCCGCUGCUCAGCGAGCUGGCGGCGGCGGACAACUGCCUGCGGGAGCUCAGCCCGGACAUCGUGCACCUGGCCUCGCUCAAGACACUGGACCUCUCCAACAACCAGCUGAGCGAAGUCCCGGCGGAGCUGGCCGACUGCCCGCGGCUCAAGGACAUCAACCUGCGCGGGAACAAGCUGAAGGACAGGCGCCUGGAGAAGAUGGUCGGCAGCUGCCAGACCAAGUCCAUCCUGGAGUACCUGCGCGCGGGCGGCCGGGGCGGCGGCCGGGGCAAGGGCAAGGCGGACGCGGAGAAGGACGAGGGCCGGAGGAAGAAGAGGGAGAGGAGGAAGAGGGGGAGCGGUGAGGAGGAGGACGAGGUGGACGAGGCCAGCCGCCUGCUGCUCCGGGUGCUGCACGUCUCCGAGAACCCCGCCCCGCUGACCAUCACGGUCGGCCCCGAGGUCAGGGCCGUGCGGCCGUACAUCGUGGGGGCCGUCGUGAGGGGCAUGGACCUGCAGGCGGGGAACGCGCUCAAGCGCUUCCUCAUCUCCCAGACGAAGCUGCACGAGGACAUCUGCGACAAGAGGACGGCGGCCACCAUCGCCACCCACGAGCUCCGGGCGGUCCGAGGGCCCCUGCUGUACACCGCCCGCCCGCCGCCGGACCUCAAGAUCGUCCCCCUGGGGCGCAAAGAAGUCAAGGCCAAGGACCUGGUUCGGCAGCUGCAGCUGGAGGCCGAGGAGCACCGCAAACAGAGGAAGAGGCAGACCGUCUCGGGCCUGCACAGGUACCUCCACCUGCUGGACGGGAAGGAGCAGUACCCCUGCCUGCUGGACGCCGACGGCGACGUCAUCUCCUUCCCGCCCAUCACCAACAGCGAGAAGACGAAGAUUAAGAAAACGACUUCCGAUUUGUUUCUGGAAGUGACGAGCGCGACGAGUCUACAGAUCUGCAAGGACGCCAUGGACGCCCUCAUUCUGAAAAUGGCAGAGAUCAACAAACAGGCUUUGGAAAGCAAAGAGGAGGGAGCGGUCUCAGAUGGGGAAACCGACGCCACCCCCGGACAGCGCGAGGACCCCAGGGCGGACCCCGGCGCCGAGCAGGGCGGGCACGCGCCCCUGCUGGUGGAGCAGGUGCGGGUGGUGGACGAGGAGGGGCGCCUGAAGGUGCUGUACCCGUCCAAGACGGACCUGGACCUCCCCGCCGCCCUCGUCACGGUGCUCCGCUGAGACGCGGCCCGGCGCGGGGGCGGGCUGUCGGCCGCACAGCCCCCUCGUCCCGUCAGCCCUCCGCGCUCUUUGUCCAGUUCCGGGGGCUCUGCCGUACAGGCGUGCCGUGCUGCCACGUGCUUAAACUCCUGCCCCCGCUGCCUGGGCUGCGGCUUUUGGUGGCGGCAGUGGAAGUAGCAGGACCCCAGCGCUCAGAACGCUCUGAAGUCCGGGCGCCGGGCGGAGACGCGGCACGGCGUGCGUCUCACCGGCCUGCGCGGGGCCGUCCUACGCCUUCACGUCUUCCCCGUCCCACCGUAGAGUGCGGCUUAGAACGCGCCGCCCCGCCGUCUCCGGCCCUUCAUAAACACGCGUCCCAUCCGUGGGCUGCUCCGGGCCGCUGUGGCCGCCUGGGGCGGGGGCUGUGCGGAGCCUUCCAGCAGCAGCCGGUCGCCCGAGCAGACGUUGCGAAGGAGCCUACGGGGACGUCGGGAUGCACAUCUGGAGGGAAGGAGGCCGGUCUGCGUCCCGGGAGAGGCCCCCGCUGCCCGUCUGUGGAGGGCCCGGGACUGUGGAGGGCGUGUCCCACUGCAGGUGCUUCCGGUGUUGGGCUCACAGCCGUGGACCCUCUGUGUCUGGGCGCGCGCACACCCGGAGCCACGGCGCCCUUGGGGCCAGGGAGCCCGCGGCCGCAGAGUGGCCGCCGGGCACAAUCGGGCUGCAAGGCAGGAAGGGGCUGGGGCUGCAGCCGCUGUUCAGUGGCUCUGUGCACUCCUGUCCAGAACCUGCAAAGGACGA
Molecule: messenger RNA, 2571 nt
Organism: Phyllostomus hastatus (greater spear-nosed bat)
Lineage: Eukaryota; Metazoa; Chordata; Mammalia; Chiroptera; Phyllostomidae
Gene: LRRC47
Product: leucine rich repeat containing 47
Exons: 7
Coding region: 46-1794 (582 amino acids)
Biological process (GO): phenylalanyl-tRNA aminoacylation
Molecular function (GO): protein binding; phenylalanine-tRNA ligase activity; RNA binding
Source: RefSeq, a predicted model, not a curated record